AAAAGUGAAGGCAGACAUUAUAACAAAAAUUAUAUUCCUGUUAUUUUUUUUUAUUAUUAUUUAAAUCAACUUAAUUUAAAGAUUAAACAUAAAACUAAAUAAACUAUUAAACUAGAGUUAUUGCUGGGGAGAUGGAAGGCUUGGAGGAGUUAAUUUGUCAAAACUGUAAGAUGGCAUUCCAUUCCACCGCACUCUUGGAUAAACACAAGGCAAAGUUCUGCAUUGGCACAGACCUGAAAGAGCCAGUGGCCCUAUGGAGACAAAGGAGAUUUGUGCAAAAGGAAGAAGCAGCUGUGAAGAUGGUGCAUCCUACGAGGGCAAGGAAACCUGAUGGAAUUGCUUUGAAGGAAAAGAGCGAUCAUCAAAUGGAAAAGAAAGAGAGCGCACAAAACAAUGCUCUAAACAGACUCACCGAGGAGUUUCAAAAACUCAGGAUGUCGUUUGAACAAAACCUGCCCCGAAGACAGACAGAGGUGCCUGAGGAUCAGACGUUCCUCCAGCACGGAGCUGAUGAGCGAAGGGCUCUUCAUGAGCAGAGACUGGCGGAGAUCAGAGCACACAACAAUCAGCUGGAGAAGCAGAGAGACCAAAUAGAAGAGAGACUUGCUGAGCUGGCAGGUUGGGAGAGGACGGCUCGUCUUGAAGAAGUGCUGCAAGAGCUGAGGAAUCAGGAACAGAGAAACGAGGAGGUUCUGCAUCAGCUCAGCUCUCACAUCAGCUCAAUGAAAGGGCCCAGUCCAAAUGAAGUCCCCUCUAACCCACCAGAGGAAAAGAAGACACAGCAUGUUGCUUUUGACUUGAUCUCUUCUGUGGAUGGACCUCUCUCUGCUCAGAUAAGAGCUUUGCGUCUGGCAUACAUGCAGUCUGGUGGUUCUGAUCCAGAGGUUCUGGCCAAUAUGCAUGACCUUCAAGCUGAGGCUCUUACACUGGAGCAGACAAAACACAGAGCUGAAGGCAAGACAAAAGGAAGAACCCCUGUUCCAGCAGGAAUGAAGUCUCCUCACAGAGUGCUGGACUCUGAUGUUCUUGCUGUGGAACAGGAGAACCAAAGGCUUGAGGAGGAAAUCUUCAGAUUCCAGCUGGCCAGAGAGCAGAACAAAGGAGAGCGUGGGCUCAAUGAUAUCCAGAAAGACCACAUCCAUCAAAUGGCUAGCCUUAAAGCCGAGAUUGCCUUUUUAAGGAGAGAAAUAGAGAAGGGCAGAGAAAGAAGACCACACCAACCUCCUCUGCCUGUUUUUCCUGGAUCUUCUAUAGCCGUAACAAAUCCUGCUCUGCCACUGGAUGAGAGUUCAAUACAGCAUUCGCUGAUGGGCUCCCAUAUAACUGAUCCAAUGGCAACUCUCGGUCCCGCUCCUUAUGAUCCUGUGGCUGGCUUUGUCAUCUUCUAUGACCUGGUGAUGGGUCUGGAAGAUACUUUGAGAGAAGUGCGUUUAUUGGCAGGGUUAUAUUUUAAUGGACAGAAGUUGGGACAGACUAAUCCAAUGCCCCCUGUGCAGUGCCAGCCUGCAGGACCAUUACUGUCCACCAAGAGUCCUGGAAACUGUGCCAUACUGGCUGUUAAGCAACCUGUGUCAAGAGUACAGCCAUCUACAGAUCUCUCUAUGGUCUUAGAGAUCCAGACUUCUGAAGGGCUGGAUUUGCUCAAACCUGAAAGUGAAGGCUCUGUGAUUCGGGGGUGGACUAAGCUUGAUCUCUUUGACCAGCACAGCCAGGUUCACAGCGGUCACUGGAGGCUUCCAUUACGCUCUCUCCCAGUUCAAGCAUCCUUAAACCCAGAUCAGCUGAAUUCUGUGCCACAAAUGGGUAAUAUGGAGCUUUGUCUUCGUGUAGCAAAUGCUCGUGAUGGGGAUGUACAAACUCUUGAAAAGAUUGACCCCAACACCACCUACCAAUACAAAUACAUAUCCACGGUGGUCUCGAACACAAUCCUGGCCAACCAAGAACCAUGCAAUGGAUUGCAGCCCUCACCCAAUCCAUUACCUUCAUCACCGCCACAGACAGAUCACGUGGAAGGGACCAGUUAGAAGUAAAUUUCACCUAAAUGUGACGAGUACAAAUCAAAGCUUGUUGUAAAAAAGUUACUACAAACAUCUGUUUUACACUAAAG
Puntigrus tetrazona (Sumatra barb) is the source of this 2107-nucleotide messenger RNA. RefSeq names its product coiled-coil domain containing 17 (gene ccdc17). The coding region runs from base 132 to 2024 and encodes 630 amino acids. Lineage: Eukaryota; Metazoa; Chordata; Actinopteri; Cypriniformes; Cyprinidae. The record is from RefSeq and is a predicted model, not a curated record. The transcript has 14 exons.